This is a messenger RNA of Caenorhabditis remanei, 1125 nucleotides long. RefSeq lists its product as uncharacterized. The record is from RefSeq and is a predicted model, not a curated record. Gene Ontology annotation, molecular function: G protein-coupled olfactory receptor activity. The transcript has 8 exons. Lineage: Eukaryota; Metazoa; Nematoda; Chromadorea; Rhabditida; Rhabditidae. Bases 1 to 1125 code for a protein of 374 amino acids. Gene Ontology annotation, biological process: G protein-coupled receptor signaling pathway; olfactory behavior.
AUGAUUCGAGGCGGUGUCGACUGGAUUUGUGUGCUACAAAUAUGCGUUAAUAUGAUGCCUCAAUCCACGUGGUCUACCAUAACCCAUCUCUUCGGCUGGUUUUCAUUUCUCAUCGCUAUUUGGGCGACAAUCACUCUCUUCGUAUUAAUCGAGAAGAAAUCGAGAAAGGAAUUCGGUGGAUAUAAGAACUUUUUGAGGAUUUACUGCUGUUAUGCAUUCCUUUUCUGUGUCGUCGAUUGGCUAGUUCAACCCUAUGCAGUAGUGGAUAUCUAUGGUAUCGGUUAUGUUUUCUAUUCAGAGAACAGACUCUUUGAUAUGGGUUAUUCAGUGACUCAUUUGCUACAAGUCCUCUACUGCGGGUGCUUCGUCGCCAGCUCCUCAUUUCUAUCCCUCAAUUUCAUCUAUCGCUAUAUCUCCUCUUGCCACCGUCACUGGUUACAUCACUUUCAAGGUCUCGGUCUCAUAAUUGUCAUUCUCUAUUGCGUCUUGCCAUUUCUCAUUUGGUCCUUUUGUGUCACCGUGUUCUUGGGUCCUACACCAGAAAUGACAGCGUAUUUCAACAUUUCCACAAUGUACAUUGAGCAAUUCGACUUAACAGACAAACCCUAUCACGUCUCCACAACACCAUUUCAUCAAGUCGGUGAUGUCAAUUGGGGUACAAUGGGAUCGUUCAUUGGUCUCGGCUGUUUUCAGGUUCUCUUCUACGGAAUUUCGUUAGUCUGCGGUAUUCUCACGUAUAAGAAUAACAUGAAAUUACUGAAAUUGGCUCAGCUCUCAAAGAAUCUCUACAAGACACAAAUGCAACUGUUGAGAGCGAUUGUGAUGCAGGCAGUAACCCCAUUGAUCUUCGUCUACAUCCCACCGGCGAUAAUAAUCACUGGCAGUGUGACUGGAAUCUAUGUUGGAGAACUCGGACAUUUCGUGGUGAUGAGUAUUUCAAUGUAUCCACCGUUGGAUUCAUUGGUGUUUUUAUUAUCGAUAAGGGACUAUCGUAAUGCAUUAUUUUGUAAUACAAAGACGGAUAGUCGGAGUGAGAGCUCGAAUAUUCGACCAGCUACGGCGAAAGUUUCGGUAAGGAAUAGGGAAUGGUCAGGACUGAAUUUGGAGUUCAGCAACGAGACCUAG